AUGGAUCCGAAUCCGGCAACCAGCGUACCGGAGGUGAUACUGAGCUCCAGCGGCCGGAGGAUGCCGUUGCUCGGAAUGGGUACGGCGACUUCUCCUCUGGUCGGAUCCGGCGCCACCAAGUCCGCCGUCGUCCAAGCCAUCGAGUUGGGUUACCGCCACUUCGACACAGCUACUCUGUACCAAACUGAGGAAUCUCUCGGGGAAGCCAUCGCCGAAGCUCUGUCUCGUGGGUUAAUCGAAUCCCGCGACGAGCUCUUCGUUACAUCCAAGCUUUGGUGCAGCGACGCCCAUCCCGAUCUCGUUCUCCCCGCCCUCCAAAAAAGCCUCCACCAUCUUCAACUGGAGUAUCUGGAUCUGUAUCUGAUUCACUGGCCGGUGAGCUCGCGCCAGGGAACGUACGAGUUCCCAAUCAUGAAGGAAGAUUUCAUGGCGAUGGAUUACGCGGGUGUGUGGGGUGCGAUGGAGGAGUGUCAAAAGAUGGGUCUGACCAAGAACAUUGGAGUCAGCAAUUUCACCUGUAAAAAGCUCACGGAUCUGCUCGCCCUUGCCAAGAUUCCACCCGCUGUGAAUCAAGUAGAGAUAAACCCACUAUGGCAACAGAAGAAGCUGAGGGAUUUCUGCAAGUCGAAUGGGAUCAUCCUGAGCGCGUAUGCUCCAUUGGGAGCCAAAGGAACCGUUUGGGGGAGCAACAGGGUCCUCGAAAAUGAAGUCCUAGGAGAAAUUGCCCGUGCCAAAGGGAAAACUGUUGCUCAGGUUUGCUUGAGAUGGGCAUACGAGCAGGAGGUUUGCGUUGUGGUGAAGAGCUUCAACCAGGAGAGGAUGAAGGAGAAUCUCGACAUCUUCAGUUGGGCGUUUAGUGAAGAAGAGAACAAGAAGCUGAGUGAGAUCCCCCAAAGCAGAGGAUGCCAGGGACAGGAUUACAUCUCAGACCAAGGCCCUUUCAAGACUAUUGAGGAGCUUUGGGAUGGAGAAAUCUGAAUCUGGAGUUGAAUUAGUAGUAACAUUAUAUAUGUAAUGUAGCCUCUUUUGAUGUAAGAUACUUCCCAAUAGUUCCAUUCAUGGAACUCUGCUCCAGUUGUAACAGGAAAAGUAGCAUGGAAGGAAACUAAACCUGGCUUUUGUCUUUAAAUGGAAAAGAAUUUGUCUUUUUCUUUUUUACAAAGGUAAAUCUUGUAUUGCACUAGAUCGGUUACAAAGA
Molecule: messenger RNA, 1198 nt
Organism: Linum tenue
Lineage: Eukaryota; Viridiplantae; Streptophyta; Magnoliopsida; Malpighiales; Linaceae
Source: the annotation of a GenBank genome assembly